Protopolystoma xenopodis is the source of this 435-nucleotide messenger RNA. NCBI's taxonomy places the organism in Eukaryota, Metazoa, Platyhelminthes, Monogenea, Polystomatidea, Polystomatidae. The record is from the annotation of a GenBank genome assembly.
UUGACCGAUCUUGGCUUUUCCAUCGCCACAUCGAGUGUCCUGAGAAGUCCGGCACGCCGGCACUUUUUCUUGUCUUUUUUUCCUCCUCUCUCGUCUACAUUCUCCCGACCCGUCAAUCCUGCCAUUGUCCCAGUCAGUAUUCCGACGACCCUUGGGCCCCUGCAAGUCAAUCAUCUCGGCUCUCGUAGUACUUCCGAUUCGGUGGUUCAGUUCCGUCAAUUCCGUGCCACGUUCACCUUCCUCUUUCCUCCACUUUUUGCUCUUCACUUUGUCCUCAGCUUCCUCCUGUUUUUCUACUUCUUAGUCUCUUUUCCCUACCCCACCGGUAUCCAUGAGCCCCCAUCUGAUAUAGAAUUUCGCCUUAACGAUUGUGUGAAACUGAAGGGCCCUUCCCUUUUCCCUCUCUCACUCCGACAUCGCUUCAAACGUAAAUAA